GAUCAGAUGGGUGGCGUUAUUUUUUUUUUUGUACAAUGCAUGGCUAUUACGUGCAGCAGAUUAUUAAAUCUUGGUGUUAAAUGAUCGGAAAUUUAUUCUCUGCAGUAUUUGGGCCGUGACACAUCAGGAUUUACGAGUGCUCAGAUACGUACAGCGUAUUUGCUGCUUUAUUUCCACAUUCUCUUUCAGUUUCGGUUUCCGAUGCAGGAGGAUGCUGGAUGUUGUUAUGUUGCAGGCAGGACGAUGAAUGUUUGGGAGAACCGGCUGAAGAACGGCUUGCUGAAGCAUUUAUACGAUCAUCCAAAAGAAGUUAUAAAAGAGCUUAAAAAUGUGCGAGCAGUCUACAGAGACCUGUCGGUGAAUUUUGACUUUUAUUGUCACUCAACUGGAUUUAAAAGUCAACUGGUUAAUAUAAAUGGUACUAUUCCUGUAUCAUGCAACGGCCAAAUUUACAACCUUCCGAUAACCAUCUGGUUGCACAACACACACCCCAAGUGUCCUCCAAAAUGUUUUGUGAAGGGGCUACCAGUUCAUGACCGAAAGACAGGAGACUUUUUGGAUGAUGUUAGCAAUAAGUCUUCAAGUUACUUGUGCAAUUGGAAAUAUCCAAGAUCACAGUUGUUGGGACUCGUUGAAGAAAUAAAAGCAUCAUUUACAAACUCCUUAAAUAAUUCACCACAAAUUGCAGAUUCAGAAGAGGCCCAUUGCAUUGCAAAAGACACACCUUUCCAUUCUGGAGAGAAUGCUUCAAGCAAAUCUGAGAAGAUAUCUUACGUUAGAGAGCUGAUGGCUAUGGGGAUCUCAUUUACACAUCCCUCUACAAAAGCUUCUCCUGCUGUGGGUAUGAAUUCAGAAGAUCAUGUGGUUCAGAAGAAAAUCGAUUCCGUGAAACAAACUGCGGAUUUCUUUGCUGAUUUGCAUAUUGACAAGGUGAUAAAGACAUUAAACCUGAUGACUCCCUCCAUGAAAAAUCAAGAUUUGACUUCACUUGAUGCUCAGAGGCCACGUUCACACAAGGACAAGCAGAGAGUGCAGGUGCUCAACAUUCCUACUGAUUUACCAGAGCACAGGAUGAAAGACAAGCUGAGCAUAUUUUUCCAAAGCUUUCGAAAUGGUGGUGGGGAAAUUGCUGAUCUUCAGUAUCCAGGCCCGAUUCCAGCAUCUGCCAUUAUCACUUUUGUCGAAACCAAAGUUGCAGAAAGACUUGUCCAACAGGGACAACAUUUAUUCACUCAUAAUAAUAAAAACUACCCAGUACAUCUAAAGUUCCAUGAUGACAAAGAUGUAGUUUCUGCCGAAAAUGACAUUGGUAACAACAUUUCCACUGUGGAUAUAAAACAUGACCACCAGAAUUGGCAAGGAUUGCCAUCGAAUGCUGCUGAUUCUUCAAAGGAAAAAUCAGACCUCUUUCAGCGUCUCCUGAGCACGGAUGACCAGAAUUUCAACGCAGAGGAUGUGAUGGAGGUUGUGCAGUCGGGAUUAAAUUAUGAAUCAGCUUUGCGGUACCUCUCUCACGAGUGUCCCAUUUGCAGUGAACAAGUAUCGUUUAGCAGGGUAAGGUAUAAUGUGCGGAAUCUUUGUCUCCGCUGUUAAGGUCUGUCCUGUGACUGAAGUGAAGUCCACUAACCUUUACAAAUCUCAUGACCCGAGUAGCACAUUUGUCUCAUGAAGAACUGAAUCAAAAUAUUUAGUUUCUCUCAUUGUGUUUUAUGACAUUGACAGAAAAAAAAAUACUGAUAGAAUUUGAUAGAAUUUAUUUACCACACAACCAGGGUUGGUGGAAAUUGGGUUGUCUGCAGUGGUACAAUAAUGAAGAACACACAACCACAAUAAAAAUGUAACACAAACAUCCACCACAGCAUUCAUCACUGUGGUGGAAGGCACAAAAUUUGGCCAGUCCUCCUCCAUUUCCCCCCCGUGGACAGGACCAAAGUCCAGAGUCAGUCCAGGAUCGGCUCUUCCUCACCGGAGACCGCGGCUUUAAGUUGGUGUAGGCCGCAGGCCGGCGGUCGAGAUUUAAAGUCUCCGCCGCAGCCAGAAGCACCGUAGACUGCAGGGCCGGCGGUCGAAGCUCCCCUCCAGGGGUGAUGGUGAGUCCAUGCCGGACCCGCGGUAGAAGUUGGCCGCGGGCCGGCAGUG
Leucoraja erinaceus (little skate) is the source of this 2139-nucleotide messenger RNA. RefSeq lists its product as uncharacterized. Gene Ontology annotation, molecular function: ubiquitin binding. The transcript has 10 exons. Gene Ontology annotation, cellular component: ESCRT I complex. The record is from RefSeq and is a predicted model, not a curated record. Lineage: Eukaryota; Metazoa; Chordata; Chondrichthyes; Rajiformes; Rajidae. Gene Ontology annotation, biological process: protein transport; endosome to lysosome transport; protein modification process. The coding region runs from base 202 to 1593 and encodes 463 amino acids.